GUCCGCUCCGCUGAGUCCACUGCGCCCGCCGCUCAUCAUUCGACGAUCGGCAGUCGGGGCGACUGGCUACUCGAGGCACUCGCUUCUGGUUGCAGCCAUGGACGAGAUGGAGGAAGAGCUCAAGUGCCCCGUGUGCGGCUCCUUCUUCCGCGAGCCUAUCAUCCUGCCCUGCUCGCACAACAUUUGCCUGGCGUGCGCUCGCAACAUUUUAGUGCAGACGCCCGACACCGAGUCCCCGCCUAGUAGCCGAGCCUCCGGGUCCGACUACGACUACCUGGACCUGGAUAAGAUGAGCCUAUACAGCGAAGCGGACAGCGGUUACGGCUCGUACGGGGGUUUCGUCAGCCUGCCCACCACGCCGUGCCAAAAGUCCCCCAACGGUGUGCGGGUGUUCCCCCCAGGUCCGGCGCCGGCAGCCCCUCCGCAGCCCAAGCACCACCACCAGCAGCAGCAGCAGCAGCAGCAGCCCUCGUCGCAAGCCGGCUGCCUGGCGCCCAUCCCCCGUAACUCGUGCAUUACGUGCCCGCAGUGCCACCGCAGCCUAGUGUUGGACGAGCGGGGUCUCCGCGGCUUCCCCCGGAACAGGGUGCUGGAGGGCGUCGUGGAACGCUACCGCCAGGGCCGGGCGGCCGCCCUUAAGUGUCAACUGUGCGAAAGGAGCCCCCGGGAGGCCACCGUCAUGUGCGAGCAGUGCGACGUCUCAUACUGCGAGCCGUGCCGGAUGCGAUGCCACCCGCCCCGCGGCCCUCUGGCCAAGCACCGGCUGCUACCGCCAGCCCAGGGCCGGGUAGGUCCCGGGCGCCGCGCCGCCCCGCGCAAAACCUCUACCUGCACGGAACACGAACUGGAAAACCUCAGCAUGUACUGCGUGCAGUGCAAAACACCCGUGUGCUACCAGUGCCUGGAGGAGGGCAAGCACGGUACGCACGAAGUCAAGGCGCUUGGGGCCAUGUGGAAGCUGCACAAGGGUCAGCUGUCUCAGGCACUCAACGGGCUGUCGGAGCGAGCUGGUGAAGCCAAAGAGUUUUUGGUGCAGCUCAGAAACACCGUGCAGCACAUUCAGGAGAAUGGCGUGGAGUUCGAAGCGUGUCUGGUGGCGCAGUGCGACGCCCUCAUCGACGCGCUGAACCGACGCAAAGCUCAGCUACUGGCUUGCAUCAACAAGGAGCACGAACACAAGCUCAAGGUUGUCCGUGACCAGAUCUCUCAUUGCACGGUGAAGUUGCGGCAAACAACGGGUCUGAUGGAGUACUGCCUGGAGGUGAUCAAAGAGAAUGACCCGAGCGGCUUCCUCCAGAUCUCGGACGCGUUGAUCCGGAGGGUGCUGAUGACUGAAAGCCAGUGGGGCAAAGGGACAUUGACGGCAAGGACGACCAGCGACUUUGACCUGACGCUGGAUAGCGCACCGCUCCUGCAAACCAUCCACCAGUUGGACUUUGUGCAGAUGAAAGUGCCUUCAGCUCCAAUGCUGCAGCUUGAAGAAUGCUGCACAGAAAACAACAGCGCCACGUUGUCAUGGAAACAGCCACCGCUCUCCACAAUCGCCGCCGAUGGAUACAUCUUGGAGCUGGACGACGGCGAGGGCGGACACUUCAGGGAAGUGUACGUGGGGACGGAGACCAUCUGCACGGUGGAUGGCCUGCACUAUAACUGUACGUACAAAUCCAGGGUGAAGGCCUUCAACGCCAGCGGGGUGGGACAGUACAGCAAGACCCUCGUCAUGCAGACUUCCCAGGCUGGACUCCCUCCGUGUGAUAUGCAAUCAGUGGCCUGGUUCACCUUCGACACAGCGUCAGCGCAUCCAGACAUCAUCUUGUCCAACGACAACCUGACAGUGACCUGCAACAGCUACGAUGACCGCGUGGCCCUGGGUGGUGCCGCUUUCUCGCGCGGCCUCCACUAUUGGGAGAUGACGCUGGACCGCUACGACAACCACCCCGACCCCGCCUUUGGGGUGGCGCGUGCCGACGUCUUGAAAGACGUCAUGCUGGGCAAGGACGACAAGGCCUGGGCCGUGUAUGUGGACAACAACCGUUCCUGGUUCAUGCACAACAACUCGCACACCAACAGGACGGACGGCGGCAUUGGCAAAGGCUCCACUGUCGGUGUGCUGCUGGACUUGACGCGCGGGAUCCUCAUCUUCCUCAUCAACGACGAGCAGCAGGGCCCUGUGGCUUUCGAGGGUCUGGAAGGCACUUUCUAUCCCGCUGUCAGCCUCAAUCGCAAUGUGCAGGUGACGCUGCACACAGGCUUGCCCAUCCCGGAUUUCUACACUCCAGGAGAGGUGGAUCCGGCAGCUCACAUGUGCUAAAUGCCUCUCCUCCUCACGACUCCCACCCCUGUUCAUUUGGGAAAACGAAGCAAGAAAGGGAAACUAUGGACUCCUAAAGAUUACGCUUUUGUUCCUGUACUCGUCAUGUUUUCGGCGCUUCUCGUUGCUUUUUUGUGAUGACCCAAAAAAAUCGGCUUUUUGUACUUGAUAUCGCAAAGAGUGUACAAGUUGUUGCUGUUUUGGAUUGGAUGUCUAGGUGUAUUGAACAGAGGAGUCUAUUUAGUUGCUUUUUAUUUAGUGUGGGGGAUUCAAAUGGGGGGAUAGCAUUUUUUUUUCUCCCAGGGAAGCACUGAAUGAAUAAUUUAAUCUUGAUCUAUACAUUGAUCGUUUCAGCAAUGUUUACAUUCAAAUCGAAGGAAACACAAAGCAUCAAUUAACAUGUUCAUCUUUUAGAUCUGACGUUUUGUUCAAAAGAAUGAUUUUCAUUCAAAUGUCUGAUAUGUUUCAGUGACAAAAUUGCUUUUCCCUCCCAGUGCUUUAGAUGAAAUGGAACUGAUUUUGUUCAAUGUGUACGUAUCAUGUUAAACUGUUCGAUUUCCCUUAAUUCGAAUAGAAUUGUGGCAGAUUUCUUAAUAUCGGCAAAUAUCGUAUCGCUUUCCAAAGAAACGAUAUCGUAUCAUCAUAAAACUGAUGAUAUACACUUUCAAAAAUAGUGGACACGAGGAUAAGAAAUGUGAGUGUUUGGUGGUAAACUAAACAGGAAAUGGAGCUCUAAAUUUUUCUGCCAGAAAAGUGCCACUUGUUUGUUCAAAAAAAUUUAGCCUUAACAUAUACUUCCAAAAAUUUCAGCAUUGGUGUCUUGCAAGAAAAUGAAGUGAAAAUUAUCCUGCCAGAAAAUUGAGUUCUAAAUUGUACUGCCAGACAAAUUAAGUGAAAUUCAUCCAUCCAGAAUACGAAGCUCUAACUUUCUUUCAUCUGACUUUAGAUGUUUAGCGGCUAUGUUUAUUAAAACUCUCUCCAAGCCAUUGCAGAAGACCUAGACUUCCCAUACCUGCCUGAAUCCUUGAAUUGACAGAUGUGUUGCAUCUGACUCAUUCAUGCAUAAGGUGCUAUAUCCUGCUAUACACUGCUGUUCCACUUGCUGCUACUUACAAAGCUUAGUUAUAAAAACUAUAAGAUAUAUUUAUAUUAAGAUUAUAUUUGUACAGUAUUAACUCAUUGGCUGCCAUUGGCCUCCCAUUCCUAAAAGAUUGGAUGUCUACCGUCGUCAAUGGCCGCCAGUGACGGGAUAUUAUCACCGGGUGUUUAUUUCGUUUCCGUGACAACAGCAUGGUGUUUUUAAUUGAAAAAAAUAAUAGCUUACUAGCAGAUGAUUUAUUGGUCUAGCGCAGCUUUUUCAUAAUUAUUAUGCGCAGUCGCUGGGCGACAUUAGCCAUAUAUGGUAUAAAGUAUACAUACAGUCUAUUGAAAUGUACAUGCGUGGGAUAAUUUCUGUUCUUCUAAUUUAACACCAUGAUAUGGUUGUUUAUGUGUCCUCUAUUACUGGAUGACUGCAAUAUUAUUAUGAUGAUGAUUUGAGCCUACUAUGAGCCUGUGAUUUUGUGUGUAUGUGAAUAUUCAAUAAAUGGUAAUGCUGAAGACCAUAGACGGAGUUUGACUUUUGGGGCAGGGAGGGCACAACAUGUUGAUGACCCCGAAACGUAGUGUCAGCAAUAAAAUUAACUUACAAGAAUAUUUAUAAUCAUAAGUUGACAAUGAGUGUUUUUUGUUUCCCAUCAUUCUUGAGGGGAAUUCUAAAUCAGGCUGCUUAGGCAAUACUUUUCGCCAAGAUUGUCAUGCAUUGAAUAUGGUACGCCCGCCGGUGUCGUGCCAAUGUAGUUACCCCAGUCAAAAAUUGUAUCCCCUGGGCGGAGCCAUAUGGAGGUAGAUUUGUGUCUUUAUUAUUCAACCGAAAAAAUGUCGCUUCAAUAAAAAAA
Messenger RNA from Corythoichthys intestinalis (scribbled pipefish), 4248 nucleotides. It is a transcript of the gene trim9, whose product is annotated as tripartite motif containing 9. Gene Ontology annotation, molecular function: zinc ion binding; protein binding. The transcript has 11 exons. NCBI's taxonomy places the organism in Eukaryota, Metazoa, Chordata, Actinopteri, Syngnathiformes, Syngnathidae. Gene Ontology annotation, cellular component: cytoplasm. Bases 98 to 2311 code for a protein of 737 amino acids. The record is from RefSeq and is a predicted model, not a curated record.